AUGCCGGUCAUGAAGGGGUUGCUGGCCCCGCAAAACACCUUUCUGGACACCAUCGCCACCCGCUUCGACGGCACGCACAGCAACUUCCUGCUGGCCAACGCACAGGGCCCACGGGGCUUUCCCAUUGUCUACUGCUCUGACGGAUUCUGCGAGCUCACAGGCUACGGCCGCACUGAGGUCAUGCAGAAAACCUGCAGCUGCCAUUUCCUCUAUGGUCCAGAGACCAGUGAGCCAGCCCUGCAGAGGCUGCACAAGGCCCUGGAGGGUCAUCAGGAGCACCGGGCUGAGAUCUGCUUCUACCGAAAGGAUGGCUCGGCCUUUUGGUGCCUCUUGGACAUGAUGCCCAUCAAGAAUGAGAUGGGAGAAGUCGUGCUUUUCCUCUUUUCCUUCAAGGACAUCACUCAGAGUGGAGGCCCAGGAGUUGGCUCCCCAGGAGGCCACGGGGACAGUAAUCAUGAAAACUCACUUAGCAGGAGGGGAGCCGGCUCAAGACUCCGAUCUGCCAGGAGGCAGAGCCGUACUGUCCUACACCGGCUGACUGGCCACUUUGGCCGCCGACGCCAGGGAGGCAUGAAAACCAAUAAUAACGUGUUUGAGCCAAAGCCAUCAGUGCCCGAGUACAAGGUGGCCUCCGUGGGGGGGUCCCGCUGCCUCCUCCUCCACUACAGCGUCCCCAAGGCCGUGUGGGACGGCCUCAUCCUCCUCGCCACCUUCUACGUUGCGGUCACCGUCCCCUACAAUGUCUGCUUCUUGGGCGAUGAUGACACCCCCAUCACUUCCCGACACACCCUUGUCAGCGACAUCGCCGUGGAGAUGCUCUUCAUCCUGGAUAUCAUCCUGAACUUCCGCACCACCUAUGUGUCCCAGUCCGGCCAGGUGGUCUCUGCUCCUCGUUCCAUUGGCCUUCACUACCUGGCCACCUGGUUCUUUGUUGACCUUAUUGCUGCUCUGCCAUUUGACCUGCUUUAUGUCUUCAACAUCACUGUGACUUCGCUGGUGCACCUGCUGAAGACCGUGCGGCUGCUGCGGCUGCUGCGGCUGCUGCAGAAGCUGGAGCGUUACUCACAGUGCAGCGCUGUGGUGCUCACACUGCUCAUGUCCGUCUUCGCACUCCUCGCCCACUGGAUGGCCUGCGUCUGGUACGUCAUCGGCCGCCGGGAGAUGGAGGCCAAUGACCCGCUGCUCUGGGACAUCGGCUGGUUGCACGAGCUGGGCAAGCGGCUGGAGGAGCCCUACGUCAAUGGCUCUGCGGGCGGCCCGUCGCGACGCAGCGCCUACAUCGCUGCCCUCUACUUCACGCUGAGCAGCCUCACCAGCGUGGGCUUCGGCAACGUGUGUGCCAACACCGACGCGGAGAAGAUCUUCUCCAUCUGCACCAUGCUCAUAGGCGCGCUGAUGCACGCCGUGGUGUUCGGGAACGUGACGGCCAUCAUCCAGCGCAUGUACUCGCGCCGCUCGCUCUACCACAGCCGCAUGAAGGACCUCAAGGACUUCAUCCGCGUGCACCGCCUGCCGCGGCCGCUCAAGCAGCGCAUGCUCGAGUCCUUCCAGACCACGUGGGCCGUCAACAGCGGCAUCGACGCCAACGAGUUACUGCGUGACUUCCCAGACGAGCUGAGAGCUGACAUCGCUAUGCACCUGAAUCGGGAGAUCCUGCAGCUGCCGCUGUUCAGAGCGGCGAGCAGGGGCUGCCUGCGGGCCCUCUCCCUGCACAUCAAGACCUCGUUCUGCGCUCCAGGCGAGUACCUGUUGCGCCGUGGGGACGCCCUGCAGGCACACUACUACGUCUGCUCCGGCUCGCUUGAGGUGCUUCGAGACAACAUGGUGCUGGCCAUCCUGGGGAAGGGGGACCUGAUUGGGGCAGAUAUCCCUGAGCCGGGGCAGGAGCCUGGGUCAGGGGCAGGCCCAAGCUACGUGCUGAAGACCAGCGCUGACGUGAAGGCACUGACCUACUGUGGCCUGCAGCAGCUGAGCAGCCGAGGGCUGGCUGAGGUCCUGAGGCUCUAUCCUGAGUACGGGGCUGCCUUCCGGGCUGGCCUGCCCCGGGACCUCACCUUCAACCUGCGCCAGGGCUCUGACACCAAUGGCCUCAGCCGCUUUUCCCGGUCUCCUCGCCUUUCCCAGCCCCGCUCGGAAAGCCUCGGCUCCUCCUCAGACAAGACCCUGCCAUCCAUCACGGAGGCUGAGACUGGGGUGGAGUCUGGGGGUGGUUCUAGGCCCCGCCGGCCCCUCCUGCUGCCCAACCUCAGCCCAGCACGACCCCGGGGCUCCCUGGUCAGCCUCUUGGGCGAGGAGCUGCCCCCAUUCUCAGCCCUUGUCUCCUCCCCUUCCCUGUCCCCAACCCCUUCCCCUGCCUUGGCUGGCCGGGGUCACAGGCCCUCCCCUCAUGGCCCCCCCAGGGGCUCUGCUGCCUGGAAGCUCCCCCAGCUUCUCAUUCCCCCACUGGGAACCUUUGGACCUCCGGACCUCAGUCCCCGGAUAGUGGAUGGCAUCGAGGACUCUGGCAGCACAGCGGAGGCCCCUACAUUUCGGUUCAGCAGGAGGCCUGAGCACCCUAGGCCCUGCUCACAGGCCCCUCCUUCAGGUACCAGGCCCAGCCAGGAACUGGCCACGGAGGCUGAGGAGAUGAAGGAAAAGGUCUGCAGGCUGAACCAGGAGAUCUCCCGUCUCAAUCAGGAAGUGUCUCAGCUGAGCCGGGAGCUUCGACAUAUCAUGGGCCUGCUACAGGCCAGGCUAGGUCCCCCGGGCCACCCAGUAGCCUCGGCUCGGCCCCCAGACCCUCCUGGUCCCCAGCUGAGGCCUCCGUGCAUCUCUCCCUGUCUAUCUGGACCACUGCCUAGCCUCCAGGAUACUACUCUCGCUGAGGUCCACUGCCCGGCCAGUGUGGGGACAGCAGAGAUGGGGGCCACGCCCCCCAACCUGAGACCCUCCGUGCUACCCCCCUACCCCUCAGAGCCUGAGUCUCUGGGACCCUCCCCAGUGCCAGAGGCCUCACCUCCGACCCCAAGCCUCAUGCGGCAGAGCUUUCAGUCCAGGCCAGACGCGUUCCACUGA
Molecule: messenger RNA, 3054 nt
Organism: Neomonachus schauinslandi (Hawaiian monk seal)
Lineage: Eukaryota; Metazoa; Chordata; Mammalia; Carnivora; Phocidae
Gene: KCNH4
Product: potassium voltage-gated channel subfamily H member 4
Exons: 16
Coding region: 1-3054 (1017 amino acids)
Biological process (GO): regulation of membrane potential; potassium ion transmembrane transport
Cellular component (GO): membrane
Molecular function (GO): voltage-gated potassium channel activity
Source: RefSeq, a predicted model, not a curated record